Pistacia vera is the source of this 588-nucleotide messenger RNA. RefSeq names its product transcription elongation factor 1 homolog. The transcript has 4 exons. Gene Ontology annotation, biological process: transcription elongation by RNA polymerase II. NCBI's taxonomy places the organism in Eukaryota, Viridiplantae, Streptophyta, Magnoliopsida, Sapindales, Anacardiaceae. Gene Ontology annotation, cellular component: transcription elongation factor complex. Gene Ontology annotation, molecular function: RNA polymerase II complex binding. Bases 34 to 300 code for a protein of 88 amino acids. The record is from RefSeq and is a predicted model, not a curated record.
GACCGGUAACUUUGAUGUAGAAGGACUUGAGUAAUGGGAAAGAGGAAGUCAAGGGCGAAGCCUCCACCAAAGAAGCGGAUGGAUAAGCUUGAUACUGUCUUCAGUUGUCCCUUCUGUAACCAUGGCACCAGUGUUGAAUGCCGCAUCGAUAUGAAGAACUUAAUAGGUGAAGCUGUAUGCUUGAUAUGCCAAGAGAGCUUCAGCACCACUAUCACAGCUUUAACCGAACCAAUCGACAUAUACAGCGAAUGGAUCGAUGAAUGUGAACGGGUGAACAACCUUGAUGAUGAUGGUGCUUAGGAGGGAGAAGAUAAUGUCUAGAAAACCAAAUGGGUGUUUGAAUGGAAUAGGUUUUCUUGAAUAUAUUACUAUGAUAGCCGAUGGGGCUUGUGGUUGUGGCACCAUUUAUGGCUUUUAGUAGCGAGUGUUAUGUAGCAAACUGAGAAGUUGUGUAAUUGAAUGUGAGUAAUGGAGUUUGGCAAUAAUGGCUGUUGUAAGUGUUGAAGCUUGUUCAUGAAUUUUAGAAGAUGCAAUAUAUAUAUAUAAAGCUGAAUACCCAUGUGGGUUGGUCCAACCAGAUAGACGUAA